Messenger RNA from Aethina tumida (small hive beetle), 891 nucleotides. It is a transcript of the gene Dnali1, whose product is annotated as 33 kDa inner dynein arm light chain, axonemal. The record is from RefSeq and is a predicted model, not a curated record. The transcript has 4 exons. Bases 38 to 766 code for a protein of 242 amino acids. Gene Ontology annotation, molecular function: dynein heavy chain binding. Gene Ontology annotation, cellular component: axoneme; filopodium. NCBI's taxonomy places the organism in Eukaryota, Metazoa, Arthropoda, Insecta, Coleoptera, Nitidulidae.
AUAGUGCGUCAUUUUUGAAGUACUUUUCAAACAAACAAUGACGGAACGGAUCAUUCCUUCCCCCAAUACUUUGGUUAAGUACAACAAUCCCGUAUUAGUAACAAGACGGGAACGUAAAACCACUGAACCAAUUGCAGGACCAUCUGGCGAUGAGUCGCCAAGGAAGUUGCAACUGACUGAAGAAGAGGAGAUAUUAAAUACCAUAUUACCUCCGAAAGAAUGGGAAGAGGACGGUCAAUUAUGGAGACAGGAAGUGUCCACUGUUCCGGCCACAAGACUGGAUGUGAUAAAUUUGCAGGAACAGUUGGAUAUGAGACUCCAACAAAGACAGGCCAGAGAAACAGGUAUUUGCCCAAUAAGACGUGAACUUUACACCCAAUGUUUUGACGAAAUAAUUCGCCAAGUAACCAUAAACUGUGCAGAACGGGGUCUACUACUUCUACGUGUCCGCGACGAAAUGCGAAUGACCAUAGAAGCGUACCAAGCGUUGUAUUGCAGCAGCGUAGCCUUUGGCAUGAGGAAAGCCCUGCAAGCUGAACAGGGGAAGUCUGAUCUGUUCCAAGACGUUGAGAUUUUAAAAGCGGAAAAAUUGGAGUUGGAACAUCAGAUAAUUGAGCUCAAACAAAAAGCUGAACAGGCCGAAAGGCGGGCUGCUGAAACGAGGUUAGCCGAGGAAAGGAAACAUACUGAAGAAAUUGCUUUCUUAAAGAAGACUAAUCUACAAUUGAAGACUCAACUGGAAGGAAUUAUUGCGCCCAAAAAAUAAUUGUAGGAAUAUAGGAAUAAAAAGGCUGGUAUAAAACUUCAUCAUAUAUUAAAAUUUAAGUCACUCUCCAAAGCACUUUUGUAAUAUUGUCUAUUAUUGCAAAAUAUAGUCUUGUAUAACCACCA